AUGGCGGCUCAAUCUAAGCUACUGCCGCCCGACCGCUCCGUCAAGCAGAUUCUCUCCAGCAUCACCUCCCUUUAUCUCCGACACCGAACUCGCAUCUCGCGCGGCGUCUACCUCGCCCUCUUUGCCGCACUCGCCAAACGCAUCCAUAAUGCCAUCUCCGAGCAGAAAGCUGCUUCACAACAGGUAGAGCUACGAAGAAAGCAACCUGGCACCAGCAGCCUCGACGACGAUGAACAACCGCGGAAGAAGCGGGUGGAGAUCAAUCGAGAGUUCUUUAAACACUUGCUUCGUCUACUGAAGAUCGUGAUUCCUGGAUGGCGCAGUAAAGAGUUCCGCCUCCUUGUGAGCCACAGCGUCUUCCUCGUUCUGCGGACGUUGCUCAGUCUGUAUGUUGCCGAGCUAGAUGGCCGUCUCGUGAGCAACCUGGUGCGGGGCAAGGGCAAGGACUUUUUGUUGGGUCUUUUCUGGUGGAUGAUUGUCGCAGUGCCGGCAACAUUCACAAACUCCAUGCUCUCCUACCACCAAUGUAAACUUGCGCUCAGCUAUCGAAAACGUUUAACCGAUUACAUACACGACAAAUACCUAUCAAAUAUGACUUUCUACGCCAUCUCCGCCCUGGACGACCGGAUUAAGAAUCCCGAUCAGCUCGUGACGGUGGAUGUGUCGCGUUUCUCCGACAGCCUGGCCGAGCUCUACUCCAACCUGGCCAAGCCGAUCCUCGAUAUGUGCAUCUACAACUACUCUUUGUCAAAGAAUGUCGGUGGAGAAGGGUUGUUCAUUAUGAGUCUGCUGGUACAACUUUCAGCCAAUGUCAUGCGCAUGCUAACACCACCCUUUGGCAAGUAUGUUGCGGAUGAGGCUCGACUGGAGGGUGAAUUCCGCUUCCUACACUCGAGGCUCAUCGACUACAGCGAGGAGGUGGCUCUUUACCAUGGCCACGAGGCUGAGAAGGAUACCCUAGACAAGGGCUACUUCACUCUCAUCAAACAUGUGAACCGUAUCUUACGGCGGCGACUAUAUCAUGGUUUCAUGGAGGACUUUGUUAUCAAAUAUUUCUGGGGUGCUCUGGGUUUGGUUCUUUGCAGCUUGCCCGUCUUCUUUAAGAUUCCUGGUCAAGUCACCCAGACCAUGGGUGAUCGCACCGAGAGUUUCGUCACUAACCGCCGAAUGUUGUUAUCUUCAUCCGAUGCAUUUGGCCGUUUGAUGUUUUCCUAUAAGGAGAUCUCCGAGCUUGCCGGCUUUACCUCUCGCGUGUCGUCCCUACUUGAGGUCAUGGAUGACCUGGUUGCCGGACGCUUCGAGAAAAAGCUGGUAUCAUCGGCCUCCACUGAAGAGAAUGCGGCCGUUCUCUCGGGCCGUGGCGAAGUCAUGGAGAGUGACUUCAUCGAGUUCACAGAUGUACCCAUCGUCUCACCAAAUGGUGAUGUCCUUGUUCGCAAGCUGUCGUUUACCGUAAACCCUGGCGACCAUCUUCUGAUUGUCGGACCUAAUGGAUGCGGCAAGUCAUCUCUUUUCCGCAUCCUGGGCGGUCUUUGGCCAGUGUACGGAGGUUCAGUCAAGAAGCCUCGCUUUGAAGACAUUUUCUACAUUCCGCAGCGUCCCUACCUCUCCCGCGGUACACUUCGACAGCAAGUCACUUACCCUGAUGGUGUGCGCGAGAUGCGUGCCAAGGGUGUGACUGAUGCCGAUCUCUACGAGGUUCUGUCCGUUGUAGAGAUCGCCUCUGUUGUUGACCGUCCUGGCGGCUGGGACGCGGAGGAGGAGUGGCGCGAUGUUUUGUCGGGUGGUCUGCAACAGCGCAUUGCCAUGGCCCGUCUGUUUUAUCAUCGCCCCAAGUUCGCCAUUCUGGACGAGUGCACCUCAUCCGUGACUCUGGAGAUAGAGAAAGUAAUGUACGAAACGGCGAAGAAGCUCGGCAUCACCUUGAUGACUGUUUCGCACCGACGCAGUCUUUGGAAAUACCACCAGAAAAUUCUGCAAUUUGACGGCCAGGGUAGUUAUAUAUUCACAGGACUGGACUGGGAACGACGAUUGGAACUUGAAGAUGAGAAGGAUGAAUUGGAACUGCAACUUCGGGCCGUACCUGAACUCCAGCGUCGGGUGGCCGAACUAACUGCGACUUAA
This is a messenger RNA of Penicillium cosmopolitanum, 2124 nucleotides long. Its product is annotated as ATP-binding cassette long-chain fatty acid transporter PXA2. Bases 1 to 2124 code for a protein of 707 amino acids. Gene Ontology annotation, cellular component: peroxisomal membrane. The transcript is spliced from 3 exons. The record is from RefSeq and is a predicted model, not a curated record. Gene Ontology annotation, biological process: peroxisome organization; long-chain fatty acid import into peroxisome; very long-chain fatty acid catabolic process. NCBI's taxonomy places the organism in Eukaryota, Fungi, Ascomycota, Eurotiomycetes, Eurotiales, Aspergillaceae. Gene Ontology annotation, molecular function: long-chain fatty acid transmembrane transporter activity; ATP binding; ATP hydrolysis activity.